Molecule: messenger RNA, 453 nt
Organism: Symbiodinium sp. CCMP2456
Lineage: Eukaryota; Dinophyceae; Suessiales; Symbiodiniaceae
Source: the annotation of a GenBank genome assembly
AUGGAUGCAGCGCUGUCGGUGCCUCCGGAGCUCCUCCGCGGCACGUCGCGGAACUCAGCUCACACGCAGUAUUCCUUCGAGGACGACGACGAGGAUCUUCUAUCCUUGGAGGACAGCCCAAAAGCUGUACAAGUCGAAGAUGCGCCGCCCAAUCACAUCUUCAACGGCACCGGAGCUUUGCAAGAGGAGCAGCAACGCCUUGUGUGCGAAGCUGUGGAAUGCACAGGCGUGGAGGAAGACGAAGCCAUUUGUCUGCUGCGGGCCUGUCGCUGGGAUGUCGCCAGGUACAACGAGGCCUUCUUCGAGGACGCUGAGAGCUUGCGGCGCCGUGUAGGGGUCUCGGAGGAGGAGGAGGAGGCAGCGGAGCGCGGAUCAUCUCAACUUUGUGGAAUCUGCUUCAGUGCGCCGGGCGUCGCGCUCCUCCCUUGCAGCCGGCGGCGAGGGCCACCGGAA